Messenger RNA from Nematolebias whitei (Rio pearlfish), 736 nucleotides. It is a transcript of the gene sgcd, whose product is annotated as sarcoglycan, delta (dystrophin-associated glycoprotein). The coding region runs from base 176 to 736 and encodes 186 amino acids. Gene Ontology annotation, cellular component: sarcolemma; sarcoglycan complex. The transcript has 5 exons. The record is from RefSeq and is a predicted model, not a curated record. NCBI's taxonomy places the organism in Eukaryota, Metazoa, Chordata, Actinopteri, Cyprinodontiformes, Rivulidae. Gene Ontology annotation, biological process: heart contraction; cardiac muscle tissue development.
CUGGAAAAAGUGACAACAGGGCAGAGGGGAGGGGAGAAGCUGGUCAGUGAAGGCCUCAUGAAGCUUCUGAGCUCCAACUUUGUUCCUCUGUUAUCGUCGUGACGCGAGACGCCUCUGAGCAGAGCUCGCCCGGAGCGCAGCACCACCACGACAAGUUCAAAAGCAAGAAGUCACGAUGACCCAGGAACAGUGCUCUCACAGGAACAAUGUCCAGAGUUCAGAGAAACCACAAGUGUACAAAGUGGGAAUAUACGGCUGGAGGAAACGCUGCCUUUACUUCUUCGUCCUGCUGCUCAUGAUCCUGAUCCUGAUCAACCUGGCACUAACUAUCUGGAUUCUUAAGGUCAUGAACUUCACCAUCGAUGGAAUGGGCAACCUCAGAAUAACGGAAAAAGGCCUGAAACUGGAGGGAGACUCCGAGUUCCUUCAACCCCUCUAUGCCAAAGAAAUCCAGUCCAAACCGGGCCGCCCACUCUUCCUGCAGUCGUCCAGAAACAUCUCGGUCAAUAUCGUAAACAGCAACAACCAGCUGCUCACGCAGCUCGUAACAGGAUCCAGUGGAUUUAAAGCACAAGGCAAGAUGUUUGAAGUCAAAUCCACUUCUGGGAAGCUACUCUUCUCUGCUGAUGAGCAGGAGGUAGUUGUGGGUGCAGAGAGGCUCCGAGUUAUGGGUGAGUGUCCAGCGGAAACACCCGGAUGCUCCGGUAGUUACAAACUGAAGUCUACGUUCAAGUAG